AUGUCGUCCUUAUCCACUUCAUUUGAUUCAUCGUCAGAUUUACCAAGGUCAAAAUCCGUUGACAAUACGGCGGCUUCCAUGAAGACAGGCAAGUACCCAAAAUUAGAGAACUAUAGGCAGUAUUCUGAUGCACAACCAAUACGUCACGAAGCGCUUGCAUUGAAAGUGGACGAAACGAAAGAUUCUAGACACAAAUUUAGUUCCUCUAACGGGGAGAAUAGUGGAGUGGAAAAUGGAGGCUAUGUGGAGAAAACGAAUAUAUCCACAAGUGGCCGCAUGGAUUUUGAAGGUGAAGCAGAAGCAGAAGCAGUGAAACGUUACCAGUUAAGAUCUUUCGCGCUUUUAAGUUCUAAUGCGAGGCCAUCCAGGCUAGCAAAGUCUGAAACUCACCAAAAGCAGAUUCAUGUAGAGAGCAUCGCUCCCUCUUUGCCAAAGAAUGCGGCUUUAGAGAGAGGCCAUGAUACGGCGUUACCUGCCGGUACGUCAAGUAACAGAUGCAACUUAGAAGCCUCCUCCUCGGCAAGAACUUUUACAAGCGCUCGUAAGGCUUCGCUAGUUAGCGCAAUCUUUGAAACAUCGGCUGAAUCAGAGCAUGGUACGCAUCCCAAACAGGCGAAACUUAAGAGAAGAACCUAUUCUACAAUAUCGACACAUUCAUCAGUCAAUCCUACAACGUUGUUGACAAGAACUGCAUCGCAAAAGUCCGAUAUGGGAAAUGACACACGAAGAAUUAAACCGUUACGUAUGGAUAGCAGGGUAUCUUUCCAUAGUGAGAUAUCGCAAGCAUCCAGGGAUUCUCAAGAAACAGAAGAAGACGUUUGUUUUCCAAUGUUUCGACUAUUACAUACAAGAGUUAAUGGUGUUGAUUUUGAUGAGUUGGAAGAAUAUGCCCAGAUUUCAAAUGCUGAAAGAAAUCUGUCUUUGGCGAACCAUCAAAGGCACAGUGAACGAACAUACAAUCAUACCGACCAAGAUACUGGAUUUACUAACUCUGCUUCCACUUCAGGAUCCUCAGCAGCUCUGAAAUAUACACCUGAAAUUUCACGGACUCUUGAAAAAAAUUGCAGCGUUAAUGAGAUGUACGUAUCUGAAAACAAUGAAUCUGUGAGGGAAGAUGAUAAACCUGAUCUACACCCUGACGUAACAUUUGGUAGAAAUAAGAUUGAAGGUGAAAAAGAAGGAAAUGAUUCGAGUUAUAGCCGGGCGUAUUAUACCCUCCAAAAUACAGAAUAUCAAAUUCCUAGUAGAUUUUCGUUCUUCCGCUCUGAAUCUGAUGAAACUGUGCAUGCUAGUGAUAUCCCUUCUUUGAUAUCCGAGGGACAGACGUUUUAUGAGUUAUUCAAGGGAGGCGAUCCAACGUGGUGGUUGGAUUGCAGUUGUCCAACUGAUGAUGAAAUGCGUUGCAUAGCAAAAACAUUUGGAAUCCAUCCUUUGACCGCGGAAGAUAUCAGGAUGCAAGAAACGCGUGAAAAGGUAGAGCUUUUCAAAUCCUAUUACUUUGUCUGUUUCCAUACAUUUGAAAAUGAUAAAGAAUCGGAGAAUUAUCUUGAACCUAUAAAUGUUUACAUCGUUGUUUUUAGGUCAGGUGUCUUGACUUUUCAUUUUGACCCAAUAUCACACUGUGCCAAUGUAAGAAGACGUGUAAGACAAUUACGUGACUAUGUCAGUGUCAAUUCAGAUUGGUUAUGUUAUGCUUUAAUCGAUGAUAUCACAGAUAGUUUUGCUCCGGUUAUUCAAUCCAUCGAGUAUGAAGCUGAUUCGAUUGAUGAUUCAGUGUUUAUGACCCGUGAUAUGGAUUUUGCAGCCAUGUUACAAAGGAUUGGUGAAAGUAGGCGUAAGACAAUGACGCUGAUGAGACUCUUGAGCGGUAAAGCAGAUGUUAUCAAAAUGUUCGCCAAAAGAUGUCAAGAUGAAACUAAUGGUAUUGGGCCAGUGCUUAAAUCUCAAACUAACAUGGUGAACUUACAAGCGGAACAAGAGAAUGUGAACCAGAAUAAUAGUAAUAACCAAAUAAGCUUAUCAAAUAGCUAUAUGCAAACAACAUCACAACCAAGGGGAGAUAUUGCUUUAUACUUAGGUGAUAUUCAGGAUCAUUUGUUGACGAUGUUUCAAAAUUUAUUGGCGUACGAAAAGAUUUUUUCUAGAUCACAUGCAAACUACCUGGCCCAAUUACAAGUGGAAUCAUUUAACUCUAAUAAUAAAGUUACAGAAAUGUUGGGUAAAGUUACUAUGUUAGGUACAAUGUUAGUUCCAUUAAAUGUUAUUACUGGUCUGUUCGGUAUGAAUGUAAAAGUUCCAGGAAGAAAUGGAAGUAUUGCGUGGUGGUAUGGAAUUUUGGGGGUACUGCUUUUACUAGCUGUCAUAAGCUGGUUUUUAGCUAGCUAUUGGAUCAAAAAAAUAGACCCACCUGCAACGCUCAACGAAGCCGCAGGUAGUGGGGCCAAAUCAGUCAUAUCUAGUUUUUUACCGAAAAGAGAUAAAAGAUUUAACGAUGAUUCUAAAAAUGGCAAUGCGAGAGUUGGCGUUCGAAGGAAAUCAACUGUCAGUCUACCCAGUAGAUAUAGCCGUUACAAUUAA
Messenger RNA from Saccharomyces cerevisiae S288C, 2577 nucleotides. It is a transcript of the gene ALR2, whose product is annotated as putative Mg(2+) transporter ALR2. The record is from RefSeq and is marked reviewed. Gene Ontology annotation, cellular component: membrane; plasma membrane. Gene Ontology annotation, biological process: magnesium ion transport; magnesium ion transmembrane transport; metal ion transport. The coding region runs from base 1 to 2577 and encodes 858 amino acids. The transcript has a single exon. Lineage: Eukaryota; Fungi; Ascomycota; Saccharomycetes; Saccharomycetales; Saccharomycetaceae. Gene Ontology annotation, molecular function: magnesium ion transmembrane transporter activity; transmembrane transporter activity; metal ion transmembrane transporter activity.